UGUAGUACAGGUAGUGAUAGUGAUUAGUGUAGACACUUCUUUCAGUCUUCUUAUUGAUUUGUUCUGUCAGACAGGCGAACACAGGCGAAGUUUAGUUGAAUCAGUAACUGUUCAUGGCACCUAUGUUGCGAAAGGCGCCCCACCUCAUCGAAUGAAGGCUAAAAACGCGAGGAGAGAAAGAGAGAGAGAGAAACCUAUCCCUAGGUGCAGGACUGUUCGAACUAGAAAGUGGGGGCACAUUACGACCGGUUACGUUUAGUGACGGUUCAGCAACGCUCCUCACAAUAGCCAUUCUGACUUUACCGACAACACUGAAUGGUGUUUGGCUAGAAGACUUGAAGUGAUCGCCUAUGCCCAGCCCCGGCAGGCAGAGUUCAAUACAGACAGUCAGUAGUACUAGUAGUAGCUGGUCUAGUCAGUCCCGGACGACAUAGCAGAGCGCAGUGCAGUGCAGAGACCACCUGGAUAGCGUUUUACCGACAAUAGCCGCACAAUGUCGGACAAAGACGAUGACAGCAGUCUGAAUAAAAGCGACGAUGACAUGGCCAACUACUUGGAUGACUUUGAAGACGACGAUGACUUCAAUGCUGACGAUGGUGGCGCCAACGAUACCCAGGACAGUGACACAGAGGACAAGGAGCUUGAGAAGAUGCUCGAAGCUGACGAUGCCAUGAAUGUAGAAUUCGAGAAGAGCCUGGCCAUGCUCCCUACCAGGUCUGAGGAUGAGGGCGUGAGCAAAGUCGCACUGCCACCAACACCACAGGCUGCAGGCAGCCACGCUUCUCCUCGAGCCACGCCAGAAGAGAAGCACAAAGAAGAGACCGCCACCGUGGUAUCAAAGACGACCAUUAAGGCCUGGGAGUCGGCUGAAAAUGCCGAUGGCCUUGGGGGGUCUGCACAGGAUGUUGUCGUAUUGGAGAUCGAUGGCCGGCUGGAACUGGUCCACAACGAUGACAUCCGGGCGCAGGACAUGAUUGGAUUGGCACCGGAGGCAGAAGAGAAGGAAGCCGAACAGUUGCAAAGGGAGCGGGAGAAGAAUGCACAGCAAGAGUUGGAACAAAAGGAGAACAAGAGGAGAGAAAAGCAAUCAACAAGUCAAACUAGUUUGUCCAAUCAGUCGAGUAUUCAAUCCACUGGUGGUACUAGCAGUACUAAGCGGCCAGAAAAACCUGGUAGCAAAGAGGCCUGGGCAGCCCCUGGCCAGUCUACAAAGCCAUCCACCAGCACUGCAGCUGCCAGCAAGAAAGCCUUAACUGCCCAGUCACAACUAUACUCAACACAGUCCAUGCCAAGCUUCGGCACUUCACGGUCUACCUCCAAAGGAGCAUCACAUCUCAAGUCGAUGCAAAGCUCGACCGAUGACGGUGCCUUCAAUGCCUGGCUUUCACGGAAGAAGAAAAAAGAUAGGGCAAAAUCAGCGUCAAGACAACCGUCUACCUUAUCAAAAGCGGAAAUAGAAAAGCAGAAGCGAGAAAGUGGCGAGGCAGCUUUUGCUGGUUGGCUUGAGCAGAAGAAGGAGAGGCAACGCAAGGAACUACAAAUGAAGAAGCGGCUUGAGGCUAAACAAAAAGAGGAGGAGAAAGAAAGAGAAUCUCGUCAGAAAAUGAGUGAGGGCUUGUACGAGGGAUGGUGCUCAGAGAAGUCGAAGCAGAAGCGCCUCGAAGCGGAGCUUGCACAGCUUGCAAAGGAGCACGAAGAGGCCAGGAUAAAGACAAUAACUGAGGAGGAGAACCAUGAGGCAUAUCAACGGUGGAUCCAGAGAAAGGAAACGGAGGCGCUUAAAACGCAAGAACUAAUGGCACUAAAGCGACAAAAACAGGUUGAAGAGGCGCGGCGAAUCAAGAGGUCCCUUGAGUUACGCUACCACCCUCGGUACUAACACUGCACUGCGUGUUGACAGCAGAGGAAAGAAGACUGUUUUCUCGCUCUCAGCCAUAGUCAUGCAGGCGUCCAAUCCAGACCUUGAUCCAACAUUAGUCAAGUCCUCAGACACUGGAAAGAGUGUGGUCUGAUCUGGCUGCUGAAUUUGAUGACACGUGUCGCUAGGUAUGCCAUUGUCCAAGCCCGUCAGGUUUUCCGCAACGAGAGCUCCACGUGUGUGUGUGUGUGUGUGUGUGUGUGUGUGUGUACGUGCGUGUGUCAAGUACGGUGCACAUAUUUCCAGAAACUUGAGUUCACAACAAGAUGCUACGACUAUGUCUAGCUCUGUGGUGCUGCUGCUUGAGAUGUCAGCUGUAUGUUGGCGAUCUUCUUGUACAUCCCAGUUAAUGCAGUCACCCCAUGCACUAACUUCCCGGCCUUCUCAAGACAAGUCCGCUUUAUACUCUAUGAGCUUGCACUGCAGCAGCUUUACCAAUACCUAUAAUAACAAAGUGAUGUACAGUUGGUACAUAGGAGCUACCACAUCACACUGACUGUAUAAUUAUAACACUAUCGACCCGCACUGUUGGCUUGCCUAGCUACAUGUCAGUGGAGCACUGCCGUCCUGUCUCAGUGCUACCUUGGCAUCACCUUGGAGGAUUAUCACGAGCUGCCUUGUUCUUUGCCGUGACUGUCUCGCCGGUAUACUGUACACGUGUUAGCCACUCUCGUCUGGUGUUGAGACUGCAUAUCGGACCAAUCACUAACUAGGGAAUGACCCCAUGUGAUAAGUAUUUCAAAGCCAAACCUGGCACACUGAGGACAGUGAGGUGCUAGUGAUUAUAGUUAGUAUUACAGUCAUUGACCAGUGAAACAUACGCCAUUGACCAGUGAAACAUACGCCAUUGACCAGUGAAAGGUCCUGUCACGGUGUUGCCAGUGUUCCAGUGAA
Molecule: messenger RNA, 2812 nt
Organism: Sycon ciliatum
Lineage: Eukaryota; Metazoa; Porifera; Calcarea; Leucosolenida; Sycettidae
Product: calponin homology domain-containing protein DDB_G0272472-like
Exons: 4
Coding region: 494-1879 (461 amino acids)
Molecular function (GO): microtubule binding
Source: RefSeq, a predicted model, not a curated record